Molecule: messenger RNA, 624 nt
Organism: Lucilia sericata (common green bottle fly)
Lineage: Eukaryota; Metazoa; Arthropoda; Insecta; Diptera; Calliphoridae
Product: pupal cuticle protein Edg-91-like
Exons: 2
Coding region: 77-538 (153 amino acids)
Source: RefSeq, a predicted model, not a curated record
UAUUAAAUCAAACGUAGACAGGAAUAAUUGUUCCGAAGUAAAGAAACGACAAGAAUACGAUUAAUUUGCCGCGAAAAUGUGUAGCAUAACAAUUAAAGUUUUAUUUGCGAUAUCAGUAGUUGGUUGCAUUGUGGCAGCACCUGCUCCAGAUGCCACCCCCGUUAAGGCUGAGGGACGUACAUUGGGUCUACUAGGAGGUGGUCUAGGUGGUGGUAUCGGUUUAUCGGUGGGCCUAAAUAGUGGUGUAUAUGGAGGUUUUGGUGGUGGUGGUUAUGGCGGUUAUGGUAAUGGUUAUCAUAGACCUGGUGGUUAUCAUGGUUAUCACGGCUAUUCAGGAGGUUACGGCGGUGGCUACGGAGGUGGCUAUGGCGGCGGUUAUGGUGGUGGUUAUCACGGUUAUCCAAGUGGUUAUGGCGGUGGUUAUCACGGCUAUCCUGGUGGUUAUGGUCAUGGCGGUUAUGGUGGUGGUUAUUAUGGUGGCCAUUAUAGUCAAUCUCAUCAUGAAGGUGGCUAUUAUGGUGGUCAUGGUUUCCAUUAGACCUAGUAAAAGGUUUAUUAUGGAAAACCAAAAAAAAAAAAGCUUUUAAAAGACUUACGAUGUAUUUGUUAACAAAAUCAGCCAUA